AUGAAAGAUGUCUUCGGAUCGGCACAACUCGUUGUCUCGUCUACUUCCAGCACAGCUACAUCUUCGACGGAUAUCACACGCGAUACUACAGUCACUGUGGCAGGAUCAACAUCCUUUUUUACAAUCAAUAACAAGCACGAACGAGCCUUCACUCACGAAGAAAAGGUACAACGCGCUGAAUGCAUUUGGGCAAUGGCGACUGCACGAUUUGGUCUUUCCUACAAUACAUCACAGUUUCUGCCUGAAUUUAUGCAAUCCAUGUUUCCUGACAGCAACAUAGCAGCCAGUCUAUCUAUGCGCCCACGAAAAUUGCCCUACGUUAUAUCUCACGGCACUGGAAAUUAUUUCACAAUGGAGUUGAUUAAAGAUGUUCGCAAAGCCAAAGCGUUCUCAUUGUUAUUCGACGAGUCUACAACGGCUGGCGUACGUAAACAGUGUGAUCUUCAUUUCAGGUAUUGGAGUAAAACGAAGAACAGUGUUUGUACUCGGUACUACAAAAGUAUUUUUCUUGAGCAUGCUACGGCGAACAUUGUUCCACAUGAGAUCAUCGACAGCUUGGGUUCCGCCGGAAUUGACAUUGCGUGUCUUUUAAUGCUUGGACGCGACAAUCCAAACGUCAACAAAGCCAUCGAAAACUUCAUUGAGAAGAAAGUCGUCGCUGAGCUACAGAAACAGUAG
Messenger RNA from Adineta ricciae, 678 nucleotides. The record is from the annotation of a GenBank genome assembly. Lineage: Eukaryota; Metazoa; Rotifera; Eurotatoria; Adinetida; Adinetidae.